AUGCCCGCCAUCCCGUCCGACCUGCUGGCCUCGCAAUACGUCGUCCAAUCCAUCGAAGACCCGGAUACCGGUGCACCCUGCGAGUACCGGAUCCUCGAAGAUACCGACUACGAGCUGUGCGCGGUGUUCGCCGCCGAAAGUCCCAAGCGGGAGCCGAGCGACGCCCGUUCUCGGAAUCCAUCUGGGACCACGGGGCGGGGCUGA
This is a messenger RNA of Geodia barretti, 204 nucleotides long. The record is from the annotation of a GenBank genome assembly. NCBI's taxonomy places the organism in Eukaryota, Metazoa, Porifera, Demospongiae, Tetractinellida, Geodiidae.